Molecule: messenger RNA, 1761 nt
Organism: Melampsora larici-populina 98AG31
Lineage: Eukaryota; Fungi; Basidiomycota; Pucciniomycetes; Pucciniales; Melampsoraceae
Exons: 5
Coding region: 1-1761 (586 amino acids)
Biological process (GO): DNA-templated DNA replication
Molecular function (GO): chromatin binding
Source: RefSeq, a predicted model, not a curated record
AUGAAUCCAGAUAAACGAAUCACAGAAAUUAUUAAAACCCCAUUGAAACUUAUCAAAGAAAUUCAUGAAAACUCAGCAUCAAGCACGAGAGCAUCUCACCUUACAAUCUCAAACUCAUUCAAAGAAGUAUUUUCAAAUCAAGAAUCAAUUUAUAAAAUACCAUCCAUCACAAACCCAUCAACUAGUCCAAGUUCAUUGCCUAAAUCCACUUUAGUGAGGUUCAGAUGUAUGAUUCAAGAUACCGGUUUAGGGAAAGAAAUUUAUUCAAAUCAAAACUUAACAUCCAUUUAUCAAGAAUCUCAUCAUGAAGAAUUCGAUCCAACUUUGAAUUCGAAUGAAAGUCAAUUUCAGCUUCAAGAACGUGAAUUGAUUUAUUCAGUAGAAAUUCCUGGUGAAUCUGAUUGGUUAAAACAAAAGUUAGAUGGCCCAAUCGAUAAAGGAAUCGAGUUCAACUUAAUGAACACAAUGGAUUUAUCUUCCUCGUCUGAAACCGACUUCCAUAAGAAUGAAGAUCAAUCUAAACUUUCAUCAACACGUGACAAGUUUCCCUUGAAAGGUCAACAACAUUUAGGAGUCUUGUUGAAAGUUUAUGACGAAGAUCAAAAAUUUGAAAUCGAUUCUAUCAAAACUCAUUCUGCCAUUGAAGUUGUCGGAAUUUUGGAUUGGAUCGACUUUGAAAUGCCACUAUGGUUGAAAUUGAUCUUGAUCACUUUGCCUCGAUUUAGAUUCAACUCGAAUACAGAAGAAGAUAUUAUUCCCAAACAAAACCCAGACGACAUUCAGACCAAAAAGGAUUUAAUACCCUGCAUUCAUGUCAUUUUUCAUCAUUCAAUACCUAAUCUUGUCAUUUCGGACCCCAUGACCUCGAACCCGAUUGAAGAAUGCGAAAAAAUCAGGAGUCGUUUGAUAAGAUAUAUCGCUCACAAAGCUUUCAAUAAUGAUGAACUUGCGGCAGAAUAUUUGUUGUGUUCAAUUAUCUCAAACGCACCAAGUGAUACAAAACUUUCAAUUCCAAACGAAACUUUACAGUUGAAUUUAGUCUAUAAGACUUCUUCGCCGUCACCGGAAUCGUUGAUUGCUUUGUUGUCCAAGCUUUUAACAAGAACAGUUACCGUUCCAUUUGAUAUCCCUACCUUGAAUUCAAAUCGACUGUUUCCAAUUUCAAAUGAAGAUCAGAUUGUUUCAGGUUCAUUACAACUCACUUCAACAACACAAGUUAUUUUAAACUCGAUGAAUAUGAACGAAGGAACACUCAACUCAUUAGGAGUCAAGAAUAUAGGAUGUUUGAAAUCUUUGAUAGAAGAUCGAACUUUACUUUAUCAAUUUCCUUUCAAUCAAUUCUUUCUCAAUCUUUCACUUGGAUUUAUUGUUUUAAGCUUUGAAUCUAAGAGCUUUUUGGAAGGAUUUUGGAAUUUACCAGUGGUUAUUGAAAAAGAGAGUCGUGGAUUUGUUGAAGAACCUGAUGAAUUUGAAAUCCAACUUUGGAGGGAAUAUAUUCAAAACUCAAUUCAAAACUUGAAAUCCAUCAAAAUCUCAGAUGAAUUAUCAUCGAAAAUUCAAGAAAGUUUUGUAAAUAUUAGAAAAGGCGCAAAAGAUUUAACAGAAGCCAAUGAAAGAUUAAGUUUAAAUGAAUUUUCAAAUCGAUUAAAAUUAUUAAAAUUAAUUGGGACUCAACUCAAUACAACAGAAUUAAAUUGGUCAAAUUGGGAAUAUGUAUGUAAAUUAGAAAAAGUUAGAAAAAUCAGAUGUUCAAAUCAUUAG